Molecule: messenger RNA, 759 nt
Organism: Mitosporidium daphniae
Lineage: Eukaryota; Fungi; Microsporidia
Product: AMP-binding protein
Exons: 3
Coding region: 1-759 (252 amino acids)
Cellular component (GO): membrane; endoplasmic reticulum
Molecular function (GO): long-chain fatty acid-CoA ligase activity
Source: RefSeq, a predicted model, not a curated record
AUGGAAGUUGGAUAUCCAACGGGUACCGUUCCAGACUCUCCUGUUGAAACGCUCUAUGAAAACUUUGAAUUUGGCUGUAAACGGGACCCGGAUGCGCCCUGUUUGGGGCGUCGAAAGCCUCUGCAAGGGGGCGGUUCCUUUGCCGAUAAAUACUCGUGGCUUAGUUAUGCUCAGGUGCAGGAGUUGCGAAAUGCCGUGGGCUCCUAUUUGAGGCAAGAACAUUUUUCCACGGUUCGUUCGGAGCUUAAAUCGGUUGGCCUGUAUUCUAUCAACCGACCUGAAUGGGUCAUUGUAGAGCAGGCUUGCAAUGCAUACUCCUUAGUGUCGGUCGCGCUUUAUGACACGCUCGGCCGGGAGACAAUUUCUUACGUAAUUAACCACUCGUCGCUUUCAAUUGUCUUUACGACAAGAGACAAGCUGGCCAAUCUUCUUUCCAUUUCCAAAGAAACGUCCUGCUUGAAGACCAUCGUGUGCAUGGACAAUGAUGUCGAUGGUGACAAUCAGGGUGAACCUGCACGUGGUGAUGGCAACGAAAAACCCCGAAAGCGAUAUGACGCAACUUCGUUCGAUUCUCUUGCUUCUCAAUGGGCCUCAGAUAGAAAGGUCAAGUUGGUACCAUGGUCCAGUGUCGUUUGCAAGGGCAGAAAAAAUCCGCUGCCCUGUGUCCCUCCACGCCCCUCCGACCUGGCCUCGAUUUGCUAUACUUCCGGAACAACGGGAACCCCCAAAGGAGCUAUACUUUCACACUCGUACCCAUAG